UUCCAAUCCUUAUUAUUUUACUUAAGCAUCCCGUAAUUAUACUUUGUCUAUAACGAUUGAUUAAAUUAUUUUUAUAAAUUUAAUUUUAUAAUCAAAAUAAUUUAAUAUAAUAUUAAAUCAAAACUAAUAAAAGAAAAAAUAAAAAAUUCUCUCUCUCAGUCUCCGUCUCUGUCUCCCAUACCAUUGAUGGACCUCGUCUUCUAACAUGGAUUCCACACAAACCCCCCGCCUCCUCAAAUCCUAAAUCCGAUAAACCCUAGAUUCACAGAUCACAACAUAACACUAACAUAUAUAGAAGAAAUUAUCGCUUUCUCCUUUUCUUCCUUCACUUUCUCGAGUUCCAUUUUAUUUAGAUAUAUAAUUCUAACCAUACUCUUUAAUCCUCCAGCUUCAAGACCAAAAUAGAAGGCAAAAAGGAAAAAAAAAGAAGAAUUGGGGUUUUAAAUCUCUUUACUUUUGUUUAAUUUUUAGUAUGCAUAGAUCUGGAGCUGCUAUGGCUUGGAAUGUAUUCAAAUUCUGUACGGCCCUUCGCGGCCUUGGCUCGAUCAUGAUCUUGUUGGUUCUUGGCGUUGUCGGUGUCACCUAUUACGCUGUCGUUUUGACCAAUUACGGCCCUGCUUUGCAAGAUGGUGGCUUUGAUUCUUGCACUGCUCUUGCUGUUUUGAUCCCAUUUCAUUGUUUGUUGGUGAUGCUAUUAUGGAGUUACUUUUCUGUUGUUCUAACUGAUCCGGGUGGUGUGCCUCCUAAUUGGAGGCCUGCUAUUGACGAGGAAAGAGGUGAGGCUGACCCGUUGAAUGGCUCAGAUUUUAGUGGUGUGCUGACCGACUCAUCCAAUCAAAGAAUUCGUUAUUGCCGGAAAUGCAACCAGCAGAAACCACCUCGAUGCCACCAUUGUUCUGUUUGUGGGAGGUGUGUGCUAAAGAUGGACCAUCAUUGUGUGUGGGUUGUAAAUUGUGUUGGGGCAUUGAAUUAUAAAUAUUUCCUUCUAUUUUUGUUCUACACAUUUCUUGAGACAAGUCUUGUGACCUUGUCGCUGCUGCCACACUUUAUAGCAUUCUUUAGUGAUGGAGAGAUUCCUGGAACACCUGGGACUCUUGCGACCACAUUUCUUGCCUUCGUUUUGAAUCUGGCGUUUGCAUUAAGUGUUCUUGGAUUUCUGAUCAUGCACAUAUCAUUGGUUUCUGCUAAUACCACAACUAUUGAGGCGUAUGAGAAGAAAACCACACCAAAGUGGCGCUAUGACCUUGGUCGAAGGAAGAAUUUUGAACAGGUAUUUGGGGCAGAUAAACGAUAUUGGUUUAUUCCGGCCUAUUCAGAGGAAGAUUUGCGACGAAUGCCUGCACUUCAGGGUCUUGAAUAUCCAUCAAAGCCUGAGUUAGACUCACAAGAGUUCUAGGAGCCAGUUGUGCCACGUGGACCUGAAAAAUCUUUUGGUGUAACAAUAGAGAUAUAGAGCUGCAUCAAGAUGCGACACAAUGUCUUAUCAGAUAAACAAAUUACUGCUAAUUUGGGCUUCUAACCAUUCAUUCCCACGGGCAUCUUUCCAGAAUAGCUGGAGAGAGAGAGAGAGACCAAAAUCUACAUUUGAGGAAUACUAGCAGGGGAUAGUCAUCUGAUGUAUUUUCUUUUUCUUGUAAUUUUGAGGGGUCCGGGGAACGACAAAAGAAGGGAAUGUAAUGGCACGCCCAUGUGUUCUGUAGGAUUUGUUGUACAUUACAAGGGAUAGAAAAUCAAUAUAUGGCUUUUGCUGACCUGGUAGAGGUGAUUGAUCUAUCUA
This is a messenger RNA of Ricinus communis (castor bean), 1777 nucleotides long. RefSeq names its product probable protein S-acyltransferase 14. Gene Ontology annotation, biological process: protein targeting to membrane; peptidyl-L-cysteine S-palmitoylation. The transcript is spliced from 7 exons. NCBI's taxonomy places the organism in Eukaryota, Viridiplantae, Streptophyta, Magnoliopsida, Malpighiales, Euphorbiaceae. The record is from RefSeq and is a predicted model, not a curated record. The coding region runs from base 473 to 1396 and encodes 307 amino acids. Gene Ontology annotation, cellular component: Golgi apparatus; endoplasmic reticulum. Gene Ontology annotation, molecular function: protein-cysteine S-palmitoyltransferase activity.